AUGAACGAGUCGGAGUGUGCCAGCCUGCUCGCGUCCGUACAGUGGACGGAUCCGACCAAUCUGGUCUCGCUGGCGGUGCUGGCAUUCAUCAACGUGCUCGUCAUCGUCGGCAACUGUCUGGUGAUUGCGGCCGUACUCUGCUCGCACAAGCUGCGCAGUGUAACCAAUUUUUUCAUCGUUAGUCUAGCUGUUGCUGAUUUAUUAGUCGGAUUAGCUGUAUUGCCAUUUUCGGCCACCUGGGAGGUGUUUAAGGUUUGGAUAUUCGGUGACGUCUGGUGCCGUAUCUGGCUGGCGGUCGAUGUCUGGAUGUGUACGGCCUCGAUCCUAAACCUGUGCGCCAUCUCGCUGGACCGGUACGUUGCCGUAACCCGGCCAGUCACCUAUCCGAGCAUAAUGUCGACCAGGCGCGCCAAGUCGCUCAUCGCCGGGCUGUGGGUGUUGUCCUUCGUGAUCUGCUUUCCACCGCUGGUCGGGUGGAAGGAACAGAAAGUGAAAGAGAACGUUUAUUAUCAAUACGGAAACUACACACUGGUGUCGGUGACACCGUCCCCCGCGCCUCCACUUCCCUGUCCCUGGACGUGCGAGCUGACGAACGACGCCGGGUACGUCGUCUAUUCGGCGCUCGGCUCCUUCUACAUUCCCAUGUUCGUGAUGCUGUUCUUCUACUGGCGGAUCUACCGGGCAGCCGUCCGGACGACACGCGCCAUCAAUCAGGGCUUUCGCACCACCAAAGGUGGCAAGAACAAUCUCGACGAUAGUCUGACGCUGCGGAUGCACCGUGGCAAAGGUGUUGCCUCGCUGAUGGAGUCGACGAUACGCGCCCAGAACGCAGUCCGUAUGUCGCUGGAAGGUUCGGGCCGGGUGCCACCACCAACACCGCCACCUCACUCGACGCUCCAACACCAUCAUCCACCGCCACUACCAACGCCAUCACAGGCGGACACGCAGAACGGUGGCACCAGUACGGACGGUGGCAGCAGCGGCACCUCUCCGAAUCCUCAAAUUUCGAUCUCACGUGCCUCGAGCGGAAGCGUCGUCGUGUUGCCCUGUCCACGGCCCACCACCACCACGAACGUGUCCGCGCCCGGCCUGCAGAUAUCCCUGCACAAUCACCACCAUCAUCAUCACCAUCAUCACCAUCACCACAGCUACCAUGGGCAGCCGACGAGUGCAGGAGCGGCGACGGCAACACUCACCUCACAGUCCUCCCAGCAGUCGGUAACCGGUCGGCAUCACACAGGCAGCAGUCGGCGCAAGAGCGUGUUCAAGGAGGCACCGGUCGGCGUGUCCCGGGACCUUUCGCCCAACUCGUCCAAAAAACUGGGCAAGAAGCACCUGAAGGUACAGGUGAAACGUUUCCGCAUGGAGACGAAGGCGGCCAAAACGCUCGGCAUCAUCGUGGGCGGAUUCAUCUUCUGCUGGUUGCCCUUCUUCACCAUGUACCUGACGCGCGCGUUCUGCGCCGAGUGUAUCAACAGCAUGCUGUUUUCGGUGCUGUUCUGGCUCGGAUAUUGCAACUCCGCCGUCAAUCCAUUCAUCUACGCACUGUUCUCGAAAGACUUCCGGCAGGCGUUUAAGCGCAUCAUACUGCGGUGCCUCUGCUCGAAGCGACUCAAGUUGAACUUGCUGCUGAAGAAGAACUCGGCGCACAACAACACCACGAACCACUCCUACAGCCCGUCGGCGUUCACACCGAUCGCGUCGACGCCUCGCACCGAGAUCGCGGAGAGUGGGGUGGCCGGUGGCGUGUUCAGAUGA
Molecule: messenger RNA, 1758 nt
Organism: Anopheles moucheti
Lineage: Eukaryota; Metazoa; Arthropoda; Insecta; Diptera; Culicidae
Product: octopamine receptor Oamb-like
Exons: 4
Coding region: 1-1758 (585 amino acids)
Biological process (GO): adenylate cyclase-activating adrenergic receptor signaling pathway
Cellular component (GO): membrane
Molecular function (GO): G protein-coupled amine receptor activity
Source: RefSeq, a predicted model, not a curated record